CUCCCAACAUGGAGGCGCUGGGGGGAUACCCCACCAAAUCCUCUGCCUUUAGAGCUAAACUCUUCAAAGUCUUGCUAAGUGUAGCCGUGUGCGUGGGCUCGCUGUAUUUAAUACAAACUAAACUCUCAAAGUCGCGCAAAGCGAAAGAUUUCUACUCGUAUGAAGUGAAGGACGCGAGAGGAAGGACCAUGUCACUGGAAAAGUAUCGGGGGAAAGUCUCUCUGGUUGUAAACGUGGCGAGUGGCAGUGAGUUAACGGAGCAGAAUUAUGGAUCUCUGCAAGAGCUUCACCGAGAGCUCGGUACGUCCCAUUUCAACGUGCUCGCUUUUCCAUGCUCGCAAUACGGUGACACCGAGUCAGGUACGAGUCGAGAGAUCGAGGCAUUCGCCAGAUCAAACUAUGGUGUGACGUUCCCCAUAUUCAGCAAGAUCAAAAUCAUGGGGUCGGAGGCGGAGCCUGCCUUUAAAUUCAUUACAGAUUCAGUACAGAGAAUACCAAAAUGGAACUUCUGGAAGUUUCUUGUGAAUCCCGAGGGUCAGGUGGUUCAUUUCUGGAAGCCUGAGGAGCCCAUCGAGGAGAUUCGUAAGGAAGCCAGAGUGCUCGUGCGGAACAUCAUACUGAAGAAAAGACAGGAACUAUGACAGACAAAAAAAAAACCUUCAGAGACUCAAAAAUAAUUCCCUCAGUGGGCACGUUUUAGUGCACAUAGAUCAUCGGUGCCAAAAUCAUCCUGAGCCCUUUGCCUGUGGCGAUCUUCAUUAUCAUUGAGAAUAAAGUGUUUUGAGUCAAGUGAAUUAAUAGGAUAAAAGACAUUUGAUAAAAGUCAGUUAAGACCUGUCUUUCUCUACUUGUGUGUGUGAGAAUAAAUGGAUUUUUGUGAUUGAAGUAUGGUUUUGAAAAACAAAACAUGAGGUUUUUUGAUCAUGCUUGCAGCUUGAUGGUUUAGCAUUUUUUAAUAAAACAAUUGUUCAAAUCCAAUAAUAUAAUUGUUUUCUGUUGUGUCUUAAGAAAACUGUUGAACAAUCAUAAAUUCCAUAAUUGUGUACUGUAUGCAUUGCUUUGGCAAGAUGAGUGCAAGCUUAGACACGUUUUAUUGUAUAAACCUAUCUGUUAUGUAUAAACCUUUUAGAAUAUUUCCACAUUGAGGCGCCAUUCAUAUUUUUGUCCACUAGAUGGCAAAAUUGUACAAUAGCUCUCUUAAUAGAUCUGGUUCAAGCAUUACAUGCAAAAUAUAUGUGCACUAAAUACUACAUUGUAACAUAAAAGCA
This is a messenger RNA of Triplophysa rosa, 1268 nucleotides long. It is a transcript of the gene gpx8, whose product is annotated as glutathione peroxidase 8 (putative). Gene Ontology annotation, molecular function: glutathione peroxidase activity. Lineage: Eukaryota; Metazoa; Chordata; Actinopteri; Cypriniformes; Nemacheilidae. The transcript has 3 exons. The record is from RefSeq and is a predicted model, not a curated record. Gene Ontology annotation, biological process: response to oxidative stress. The coding region runs from base 9 to 641 and encodes 210 amino acids.